CUGACUCGAGGGAAGUCUACUUCAAGUCUUCAACAGUCCACGGUAACUGCUUUAGCAAAACCUCUGUUUUUAUAGCACUUACCCAUCUCAAGCUCUGUAAUUAUUGCUCGCGACACUCGUUUCAAGCCGUAGCCGAGAGAGGUUGUGUUUCUUUUCCAUUUCAAUGAUAGAGUGAUGUUAAAAGUGAAACCUUCAGGAAGAGGUAAAGGAAGUUUUCUGUUAUGCACUUGGAAACUUCAGAUCUGCUAAGUGAAGCUGUUGAAUUCAUAACUUCAACAUGCUGUGAUGGGUAAGGAAGACUUAUCACAAUCCAUCAAUUGUGAAGUUGGUGGUGCAAGUCACUCACUUUCUAAGAGUCAAGACUCGGGGGAUUAUACACGUUAUAGUCUAGACAAAGAGACAGGUGCAGCAACUUGUCGGGUGUGCCAAUGUACGGAAUCUGACAAAAGUGGAGAUGCUGUUUUGGGAUUUUUGGGCAUCAUUAUUCCAUUGAAAGAGUCUUGUGAAAGUGGUGGAGCAAUAAAGCUGCAAAGCAAAGAAGUGUCCAUACACUCUGAAAACAAUGAGUUCCAUAGCAAACACGCGGGAAGAGAAUUUGGAUACGUGGAGUUUGUUAGCCCACAGGGAGAGGUUUUCAUUUGUCGUACAGAUCUGGAAAUGGGUUCGUGUCACCAGCAAGACUCAUUAAUUGAACUUGGUUGCUCUUGCAAAAAUGAUCUUGCUCUUGUACACUAUGCUUGCGCGCUAAAAUGGUUUGUUAAUCAUGGAUCCACUAUUUGUGAAAUCUGUGGAUGUGUAGCAAAAAAUAUCAGAAUGGUGGAUUUUAAAAAGGUUUUGGUUUCAUUGAAGGAAUAUGAAGCAUUAAGGGAAAGGACUGCCACUGGUGAUCCCAAUCCUGCUCGAGUGCAGACAAGUUUAGGUGUGGAUCCUGAUGCUGUUGCUGCUAUUAGGAGGCAACAGCUAAGUGAGAUUUCAAUGUGGUUUAGCCCACACAAUAAUAGUGAUCACAAUAAUUCUAGUUUAGUUUCACAGGUUGUUUCUGAACAACCUUUGAAUACUGUUAUCGAAGAUACUGUCCCUCCUGAGAAUCUUGCAACCAAAUGGGCUGUGGAAGGUACUGGGAUUUUGCUUGCUACUGGGCUGCUUACUGUUACUUUAGCAUGGCUCAUUGCUCCCCGCGUAGGAAAGGACCUUCAAACUGGAAAGAGGAUUGGCAAUGGUAGACUGCACGACGGCUUAUAUUUGUUGGAGGAGAAUCUGAGUUUGAAUUCACUCCAACUCUUUUUGGAAGAAAUCGGGAUGUCAACCAGAAAAUCAUAUUGUGGCAUUGACGGAGAGAAGAAUGAUAGAGAAGAGAUGAUUCCUAGUCCUAUAACUCUAUAGCGUUUUACUCUAGAGGAGACUAUUAUAUAGCGGAGACUAUUGGUGAUCAUAAAAAGAUUUGGAUAGACCAGAUUUAAGGAGUUACUCAAAAAGAGAUGCAACAGAAGCAGAAAAAGCCAUUGCCUACUUAGCAUCAUGAAUCUUCCUCUUCUCUUCUCUUCUCCAUUUGGUGAGUCAUUUCUAAACUUUGAGUCCAUUGAUGAUAUAAAUAAACCAAUUGCUCAAAAAAAGGAGUUAGGUCUUGCACAAAGUACUCUAUUUCUAAUUUGCUCUCAUGAUUUUUUGUUUCUAUCCUAUAGAGCCUUUGCCCUGUCUAUUUCGUCUGUGUCUAUUCCACAGGAUUGGAAGAAAACUCUCAAAGAUUCUAAUUGGAAGGGAGCAAUGACUGAAGAAAUGAAAGCCUUAGCUAAAAAUGAGACCUCAGAGUUGAUAUCUCUUCCACUUGGAAAAAAAUCAGGUGGCUGCAAAUGGAUGUGCACUGUGAAACACAAAACUGAUGGAUCAAUUGAAAGAUUCCAGGUCAGAUUAGUUGCUAAGGGCUACAUAGAUUCACCAGGAGACAUUUGCCCUCUGUUGCCAAAAUAAAUUCAAUCAGAGUAUUGUUAUCUUGCGCUGUCAAUCUUGAUUGGGACCUAUAAUAAUUUGAUGUGAAGAAUGCAUUCAUCCACGGAGACUUAGAGGAGGAAGUGUAUAUGGAAAUCCCUUCUGGAUUUACUUAUGAAAAAACACAAGAAAAGGUGUGUAGGCUAAAGAAGGUUUUGUAUGAGUGGAAGCAGUUACCCAGAGCUUGGUUCGAUUGAUUUAGUAGAGCUAUGAUUUUUUUUAGCUAUCAAGAGAGUAAUGCUGACCAUACCCUAUUUAUUAAUCGCAAGGGUAAAAUUAUUCUUCUCAUAGUCUAUGUUGAUGACAUAGUAAUGACAGUGGAUGACAUUGAAGAGAUGACUCGGCCAAAGAAACUUUUGGUUCAGGAGUUUGAAAUUAAAGAUCUAGGAAAACUUUAAUAUUUCUUUGGCAUCGAGGUUGCCAAAUCAAAGAAGGGAAUAUUUAUUUCUCAGAGAAAAUACAUUCUUGAUCUUUUGGAAGAAACUGAUAUGUUAGGCUGCAAAACAACAAAAACUCCAAUUGAGAGCAAUCACAAGCUACAAGUUGUGAGUCGUGAAUCAGUGGAUUUGGCAGAUAUCAAAGGUUGGUAGGCAGACUGAUUUAUCUUUCGCAUACUCAACUAGACAUAGCAUAUGCAGUCAGUUUAGUCCGUGAGUUUAUGCAUGAUCAUUGUGAGUCUCACAUGCAAGCUGUUUUUCGCAUUUUGCAAUACUUGAAGUUUGCUUCUGAAAAAGGUCUCCUAUUCUCUAAACAAGAUCAUCUCUGUAUACAUGCAUUUAUGGAUGCAGAUUGGAUUGGAUUCCUUGAUAAUAGGAGGUCGACUAGUGAUUAUUGCACACUUGUGGGAGGAAACCUUAUCACUUGGAGAAUAUAGAGUGAUGACAUAAGGUAUUUGUGAACUCCUAUGGUUGCAGAGAUUGUUGAAGGAAUUGAAAUUGUUUGAGAGGGACAAACUCCUCUUGUACUGUGACAACAAAGCUGCCAUCAGUAUAGGUCACAAUCUGGUUCAACAUGACCGAACAAAGUAUAUAGAGAUUGAUCUGACAUUUCAUUAAAGAGAAGUUAAUAAAUGGUAUCUUGAGAUUAGAUUAUGUAACUUCCGAUAAACAGCUAGCUGAUUUGUUUAUCAAAGGGCUAGUAACAAGGCCUAUCACACUUUGGUUUGCAAGUUGGGCAUGCGUGAUAUCUGUGCGCCAAUUUGAGGGGGAGUAUUGACCAAUAUAGAAGGUUCUUAAUUAGGAGGAUUCAGGUCUUUAGGAUUUUAAUUAGACUUGAUUACAAGACUUGAUUAUAGGGAUUUUAUUCUUAUUGUAAAUAUUCCUAAUUUAGGUUGAUUUUUUGUGUAUAAAUACUCAAAUCUUGUAAAGAUCAAUUCAAUUGGAAUGGAAUAAAAAAUUCCUCCCAAAAUUUUUCAAGUUAAUUGUUAACUUUAAUGUAUAAAACAACUUUUUUCCAGAGUUGAGAUAAUAAAUGAAGUUGGUUUGUUGACAUGGUGCUUUUGAGACUCCAAAACGAGAAAACUAGCAAAGGAAAGACAAUAGGAGCAAAAACUUAUGGAACUUGGCACAACUCAUGCCCUAGGGUGUAUUACAGUAGAUUAACACACGCCCACAGGCAUAUCUUAAGCAACUGAUGGAGUUUAGGGAGAAACCAGGGCAUGAUGUGAAAUAGGGAGUGUUUCUCUUGGGACAACAAUUUCAACAACUCCAAAAACAUGCUAAACAAAUCUCCAAGUGGCUCCCUUGAAGUCUGAAUGUAAUCUAGCUUCUUUUCGAAGAGUUUGACUUUUAGUUUCCAAAUUAGUUUCUCUUGCUUUCCUAUCUCACUUGGAUUUGUCCUUUAAGAAUAGAUUGGCCAAUUGUGGCAAUGGUUCUACAACUACCUUUUAGGAGCCACUCCCACAGUUUGAUCCUCUUAAAGGGAUAGUGACCCCAGAUAGGACUAAGAGGGUGUUUGGCCAAGCUUAUAAGUUGGUCAAACCAGCUUAUAACUCUAAAACUUAGUUGAUCUGAUUGAUUAUGAUUUCCUUUGGCUUUCAAUAGAGCAAUGAUGAUCAUACUCUAUUUAUUAGACAUCACAAGAGUAAAAUUACUCUUAUCAUAGUCUAUGUUGAUGACAUAGUAAUGAUAGGGGAUAACACUGAAAAGAUAACUCAGCUGAAAAAGCUUUUGGUUCAAGAGUUCGAAAUUUAAGAUCUAGGAAAACUUUAAUAUUUCCUAGAAAUUGAGAUUGAUAGAUCAAAAAAGGGAAUUUUUAUUUCUCAGAAGAAAUACAUUCUAGAUUUUUUGAAAGAAACUGGUAUGUUAGGCUGCAAACCAGUAGAAAAUUCCAUUGAGAGCAAUCAUAAGUUACAAGUAGGGAUUGGUGAAUCAGUGGAUAUUGGUAGAUAUUAGAGGUUGCCUUGGUAGGCAGAUUGAUUUAUCUUUUGCAUACUCUAUCAAACAUAGCAUAUGCAGUUAGAUUAGUUAGUCAGUUUAUGCAUGAUCCUCGCGAGUCUUCUAUUCUCUAAACACGGUUAUCUCCGCAUAUACGCAUUCACAGAUGCAGAUUGAGCUAGAUCUCUUGAUGAUAGGAGGUCGACUAAUGGUUAUUGCAUCCUUGUGGGAGGAAACCUUAUCAUUUAGAGAAGCAAAAAGCAAAGUGUUGCUCGAUCAAGUGCUGAAGCGAAAAAUAGAGAUGGCACAAGGUGUUUGUGAACUCCUAUGGUUGCAGAGAUUGUUCGAGGAAUUAAAAUUGUUGGAGAGGGAUAAACUGCUCUUGUAUUGUAAUAACAAAGUUGCCAUCAGUCUAGCUCACAAUCUAGUUCAACACGACCGAACAAAGCACAUAGAGAUUGAUCGAUACUUUACUAGAGAGAAGUUAAUAAAUGGUGUCUUGAGAUUAGAUCAUGUGACUUCCAAUGAACAGUUAGUUGAUGUGUUUAUCAAAGGCUCAGCAACAAGACUUAUUUCAUCUUGGUUUGUAAUUUGGGCAUGUGUAAUAUCUAUGCACUAACUUGAGAGGGAGUGUUGAGUAACAUAAAAGGUUUCAAUUAGGAUAAUUGAGAUAUUUGAGAUCCUAAUUAGGCUUGAUUAUUAGGGAUUUUAUUUUUAUUAUAAAUAUUUCUAAAUUAGGUUGAUUCUUUGUGUGUAUUUUCUCAAAAUUUAUAAAAAUCAAUUCAAUUGGAAUAAAAUUAAAAAUUUUUUCCAAAAUUCUUCAGAAGGUAGACCUGCAAGGAAACUCGGUGAUUACAACCAUUUACUCUUGUUGAGCCUAUUCAGUUUUAUAUCUGGGUUAAAUGGCAUCAAAACAUGAAGCUUUUCAUAAGCCUUUUUAAAAUCCAUAAAGUAGUGAGGGUCCUAUCAUGUUUUUCAGCCCAAUGAAAUGUUUUUUACACCUUAUAAAUGCGAGAAAUAUUCCUUUUACCUGAAUAAAAAAACUCUAAAUAAUCCAUCAAUUCCUUAUUAAAUUCACAGUGAUUAGGAAUAAUCAGACAUCAUCCCUCAUCCAAGCUUGUCUUGUAUUAUUAGUUGGAAGAUCCUUGGUGGGAUGAUCAUCUAUUUUGAUACUCUGUAAAUAUAUCCGAACUAUCUUAUUCCAAUCCAAAUAAUUAGAGCCAUCCAAUUUGUGAUCUGUAAUUUUAGUUAUCAUAGUAAUCACAUUGGCUACCACAUUCUUACUUUCAGCCAUUCUUUAAAAUUACCCAAAUGAGUAAACUUAAGUAAAAAAGUUAGCUAAACACAAGUAGAUCAAGGAGAGAACGAAAACUAGAAUAGCAAACAGUAACACAUUUUACUACUAAAUAGUAACAGGUUAGGACCCAUCAUCCAAUAUCAAAUCACCUCCACAAAUCACCCAAAAUGUAAUACAAACCACAGAAAUGGAGAGAAGACUUUGAGGCAAUGCCGGCUGGAGGAGCAACAACAACAGUUGGACACACGUCCACGUGCUCGCGAGUGGUUCAGUGGCAAAAACUAGAUCUGGCGUGUCAGGCACACUCGCUGCUCAGAUGGUGACCAAACUUUCAGGGCAAUAUUGUGGUACCUCCAACAUUGUUCCUAGGUGGGCAGUAAGAUCCAAAUGUCAUUCUAUAAGGGUGACCCAAAAUCACAAUGACAAAAGGUGCCCUAAGUCUCCAAAAGGAAAAAGAAAAAAAACAUAUUUUCUUUUCUACAAGGCUCUAAUACUAUGUAGAGCAUGUAAUUCCGAUGUAUUUCAAAUAUAAAGAGCAUUACAUCUUUAUAUAUAAAAGUUACAAUAGAAAAAGGAAAGAGAAUUCUUAAAAUCAAGUCUAAGAUUGGGUCUAGAAUCAAGCCUAAUGAAUAUAUAAUAUCUACUAUAUCUAUGCAUAUUCUAUUUCCUAUAACAACUAGCAAUCCCAACACUUUGCUCCUUUGGCCUUUAUAAAUCUUUGAGUGUUUUUAACUCUUCCUAAGCCAGAUCCCAGGCUCCUUACCAUCAAAAAGCACAAGAUCAAUGUUAGGCAAAGGCGUGGAGUUAUUCCUAUUAGCUAUUGAAGAAAAGACAGUUACCUGUUCCUUCUAUGGCACACUUGGGAAUUCUUUUGGAGUGGCAGAAUCCUUGUGUUUCCAUUCCCUUCUUGAGAACCAGAAGCUUCAUCAUUCUCCUCACAACCUCCUUUGCAUUUCUUCGUCAAGAAUCCAUUUAUUAGGAAUCGCACCUCAUCAAGGAGGAGCUUUCUAUUAUCCUCCAUUUUCUGCCUCACCUUAGAUCUAAUUUACGAUAUGAUUUCUCCCAUUGCCCUGUCAAUGUAACCUUGGAAAUUUGGACUCUGCUCCUUAAUUUAUCCACUCAAAUAGUUCUUGACUCACUACCACACUCGUCAUAUGUGACACCUACUAGAAAGAAUGGAUGCAAAGCCCACCAAAUGAAAGAGCUUUUAUACCAAUAUGUUAGUAGUAGCCGCCCUUGGACUAGGGUUCGUACUAAAGAGUAAAAGGGAUUAAUAGAAGGAGAGAGAAUAAUCUAGAUGAGAAAGGGAGAGAGAGAAUAGAAGAGAAUGUUGAGACAAAAUAGUUGAUUUGCUAUUAGAAUUCUUGAAUGCCUUUGCUGUUACAGGUAUUCUUUACUUAUAGAAUUCCGAUACAAUAACUGUUAUCUCAAACAGGUCUACAUCUUCAGCUGCUAACUUCUUCCCCUUCAAUUACUAUCUUCUAGAUCCAACAUCUCUGCUUUUCCACGUCUUCUACUGACAUAUUUUAAACGGAGUAAUGCUAAUGUUCCACUGUGGGAUAAAAUUGUGACAUGCAAGUCUUACAUCUGCUCUUCUUAUUUCAUUGCAAGGUGAAGCAAUAAAGUGAGAUCCCAAGAUGCGACUCUUAGUAAUUUUGUUAAAG
This is a messenger RNA of Manihot esculenta (cassava), 7322 nucleotides long. RefSeq lists its product as uncharacterized. The record is from RefSeq and is a predicted model, not a curated record. NCBI's taxonomy places the organism in Eukaryota, Viridiplantae, Streptophyta, Magnoliopsida, Malpighiales, Euphorbiaceae. Bases 286 to 1383 code for a protein of 365 amino acids. The transcript has 4 exons. Gene Ontology annotation, molecular function: zinc ion binding.